Molecule: messenger RNA, 3117 nt
Organism: Papaver somniferum (opium poppy)
Lineage: Eukaryota; Viridiplantae; Streptophyta; Magnoliopsida; Ranunculales; Papaveraceae
Exons: 2
Coding region: 1825-2706 (293 amino acids)
Source: RefSeq, a predicted model, not a curated record
ACAAGUAAUAUAUUUUGGCGCUGAGAUGCCGUACGAAACUGGUUGAUGCAUGUAUUACUAGUAUCCAUACACUAAAGGAAAUGCCUAAGGAUUUUUCCAACUUUUUUGGUGGAAGAAAUCAUUUACCACAGAGAAAAGGAGAGCAAAAACUAAUAUAUGCUUCUGUCAGGUAGAAGAAUAUGAGUGACUUGGAAACUGUGCAACAAGAAAAUUUCAAUCUCUUGAGAACCGACUUUUCUUCUGGUCCCGAUCCAGGGGGAUCAGAUUCACAUCCACCUGAUCUAAUGGAAGAUUUAGCUAAUCGUGGAGAGAGUACGGAAGAAGACCCACUGCCAAAUUCUACCCCACAGAAAAACCAUCUUAUGCUAGCAAACUAAAAGGGAAUCUUGCUCCCUGGUUAUAUUGGAAAGAGGAGGAUGAUGAUGUUCUUGCGGCCAUGGAUCUGCAUAUUGAAGAACUAUCUAUCAGUGAAUCGGAAGCAGUUGACAAUGAUUCAAUUCCUACAAUUCAGAUUGAUAAGGAUACAAGAAGAAGAAUCUGUUAUCCAUGGAGAUAGUGUUUAAUUGGGAAAGUCAUGGGCAGAACAGUGAACUAUGGAAAGAACCAAUCUUUUAUGGAAGCCCCGAGGUAAUCUUCAAAUUCUCGAUUUGUGUUUGGAUUUCUUUUUAUUUAAAUUUGAUGAUAUUGAAGAUUUAAAAAGAGUUACGUAUCAAGGACCUUGGUUCAUUGGAGGCCAUUUCCAAGCCAUCUAAGGCCUCUUUAAAUUCUUUGAUUUUAUGGGCUAGAAUAGGGAAAGCGAUUAAAGUAGAUAUCACCACUGAUAAUAUAUCCAGAGGCAGAUAUGCAAGGAUUUGUGUUGAAAUUGAUUUAUCAAAACCCUUAUUACCUCAAAUUAGGGUGGGUAAAUCAAUUCAAAGGAUUGAAUAUGAAGGAAUUCAUAACCUGUGCUUCAAUUGUGGUAUGAUCACUCAUAAAAAGGAAUCAUGUCCUUUGAUCAAGCCUAACCAAUGUGAUAGUUCUGAAAAAAAUGGCAAUAUGGGGAAUACAGAUUCUGCUAAUGUUACUACAACUAAAGUCUCAGAUGAUUAUGGGCCUUGGAUGGUGGUGGAGAAUCGAAAGAGUCGCCGGAGAAACCCAAUCCAUGGAAAAGAAAUUACUAAAACAUCUUACCCAGAGAAUCGUAGAAUCAAUGAAAAUCACCGAUCCAACUCAGAGUCGGCUAGACAUAUGGGGCUGAAUCAAGUACAAGUAACACCACAACCCCUGAAUCUGUUUUCUAUAGACUCAACCAGGCUCUUGGUAGAGACAUGGAUAGUAGAAGACUUGCUGAAAGAUGCAAUAGAGAAGGAGAAAGCUCCAUGGGGACCAGAAUUUCAAAGGUUAGUGAGACAUCAGUGGCCAAUUCUUGUGAGGAUCAGGAAUGCGAUAAAUCAAAUGGAAGACUUUUAUUCAAGAGUUCAGGCAAGAAUGAGGAUGGUAGGGGAGGAAGCGCAUGUGGAAGAGGAGGAACCACCAGUGCAAAGAAAGGAGAUCAAAUCAAUGAUAGACCAAAUCAAUUUGCCUCGGGACAAAUGGGUUACUCUAGCACAAGUAGUCCGUUCACAUGCAAGUCAAGCUCCACCAGGGACAGGAUGCGCCUUAAAGGUUUGGCCCGCGGAUUGCGUCCUAGAGCAAAUACUACCUCCAACAAUCAAGACACCAGCAUUAGUAAGAGGGCCAAGCGGACUCAUGAGGUUCGAGAUGGAGAUAUUGACUGAUUGAGAUCCUUCCACAGUGGACAGAACAUUCAGGAACUCGAUAUGGACAGGGUUGGAUCCUGCGAAGAUGGAAGAAGGAAUGCGCAGGCUGAGGAAUCAACAAACUUGCAAUUGGUCCAUGCUUCCAAUGGAGGAGACUCACAACUCGCAAUUCAACUCAUUCCCAAUGAAGGUAAUGAUGUGGAACUGUAGAGGGGUGGGUAAACCCUCUUUUGAAAUUGUAGCUCGUGAUUUAAUCCAUAAUUACAAGCCUACAAUUUUUAUUAUCCUUGAAACUAGAUUGAGUGGUGGUCGUGCUAGAGAUAUUGUUCAAAGACUUGGCUAUAACAGUUCUUUAAUUGUUGAUGCUUUGGGUUUUUCUGGGGGUUUGUGGAUGUUAUGGAACAAAGAAGAUGUUGACAUCAAAGCCACAUCGAUUUCUCGCUGGGCUAUUCAUGCUGUGGUUAAUGUCCAAAGAGUAAAACCUUGGACUCUCUCUUCAGUCUAUGCUAGUCCUAAUCCAAUCCUCCGUGCUGUUGUCUCGGAUGAAUUGAAGAAGGUCUCUACCCUUGACUGUCCAAUUAGUAUUUUGGGUGACUUCAAUGUGCUUGCCAAGAUUUCAGACAAAAAAGGUGGUGUCAUACCUUCUUAUAAUCAUUUAAGAGAGCUGAAUGACCUGAUGAACACUUGCAACCUCAUUACCAAAGAUGCUGCUGGCCCUAAGUUCACUUGGACCAACAAGCAAAUCAAUGGCAAGAAUAUUCAGGAAAAGCUAGACAGAUUGCUUACUAAUGAUGAUUGGAAUUUCUUAUUCCCCAACUGCCAGAUGGUGCCUCAAAUGAUCAAGGAAGUGCAGGCUGUGCUGGAGUUUUUCGCAGAGCUGAUGGGAGUUUCAUGGCUGCCUUUUGCAAACAUAUUUUUCAUAACAACAAUAAUCUGGCAGAACUGUGGGCUGUUAGGGAUGGCUUAAAGCUUGCUAAGGACCUAGGUAUAAAGAAAACUGCAGGUAGAAAGUGACUCUCAACUUAUUGUAAAUCUGUGUAAUCAAGUUAGUGAGAGCUCUUGGUUUUUUGAUAGUAUUAGGUUUCAACAUCAGUACAGGGAAAGCAACUAUGCAGCAGACUUUUUGGCCAAAAAAGCUGCUAAUGAUAUGUAUACUGAAAACUGGGCUCAGAACCCCCCUGACUUUUUAUCGCCUUUUUUGCUUGAUGAUGUUAUGGGGAGAGCCUUCCCAGGUUUGUAAGGCUCUAGUUUCUUGUUAAUGCAUUUCCAUUACCAAAAAAAAAAAAAAGGAGAGCAAAAACUAUGGGGGAGAUAUUUUCCCAUCUUUAAAGAAAGUUGUAAAGAAAGAGGGAAAUAGAAAUGGGAUCUUCGUUUCUGA